AAAAGAAAAGUUAAUUAGGUUCCAACCAAAUAACUCCCCUCCCAAAAUUUUAAUUCUUGCUUCUCAUCCGCUCCCCUACGUUUCACCAAAUUCUCGUAAUUAGGGUUCCUAAUCUCCAUGGAAAUCCACUGGUAAGGUAAAAAUCCUCCACUCUUUCUUGAUUUCCGCACUUGAUUUAACUGUAUUGUCAACUAAAAUCACUUUGAUUUCACCGAUUUCGAGUGCCCCUGAUCGGUGGAGAUUGGUGAAGGCUCAUAGGAAGGUCGAGCUUCCGACUGAUGAUGACAUGGGGAGCAGUGAAGUCGGGCAUAAUGCUCUUGGUGCCGGACGAAUUUUUGCUCAAGGUGCAAAACUUGUUGAUAAUGCUCUUGCCUCUGAAAAAUUUACGAAGACGAAGGUUUCAGUUACAUCAAAGAAUCUUUCGCAAAUAACACCUUGUACCUUAUUGGAUUGAUGAGUGGUGUGGACGUGCACUCGCGCCUUGAUCAGUUACAGUUGCUGCUCAAAGGUGCUAGUGAACACGAUGCCAAGAGGAUACGUGUUCAUGUACUUACUGAUGGCCGUGAUGUUGUGGAUGGUUCAAGUGUUGGAUUUGCAGAGACACUUGAAAAGGUUCUUGCAGAGCUACGUGGGAAAGGCAUUGAUGCGCAGGUUGCAUCUGGCAAUGUAUUACUUGAGUUUAUAGUUGCAGUUGUUUGGCAGUUAGUAGAGGCAGCAUUAGGAGAUGAGGGGCUUCUAGAACUUACCAAAGAAAGAACACAUAAAUGGAAUGUUCCUCAAGACAUGGAGAUAGAAAAGAGGAAUAAGAUUUUGCAGGGUAGAAAUACAGUUAUGGCGGUUGAGCUGAUCGGGCUUUUCCUGCAGAAUCAAAUAACUUCCAGGAUUCUUUUGUUGGCUCGCCGAAACAUGCCCACACAUUGGAGAAGUUUGGUUCAGGAUAUAGAGGUUCUUGCUGUCAACUCAUCAGCACUAAGAAAUUCAAAGGUGAUGACACCAGAAACUCUGCUUCAGUUAAUAUCAGAUGAUCAUAAAGUUGUGUCUGAAGGAAAAAAGCGAAUUAUUUGCAAGAAAUUCACACAUUAAUGUCUUCAUCUGUUGGUAUCUCUCAGAAAGUCAGAAUGUUAAACCAACACAUGGUCCACAAGUCGGCAAGGCUUGGCAUGCUCUAAAUAUACAGCCUCUUUUCAAGAUUUUGAACCAACUGCUCAACAAUUCUCUUCUGACACGAAUAAAAGUCAUACAGGAUCUACUCUGGCAGACCAAAAUUUGGAUGAUACUGAUAUUAAAUAUAGUAAUCAUGGGCUUGUGAUUGAACCAUUAGCAACAGUUCCCACUUCUGUUGCUAAAGCUAGAAGGGCUGAUACUAAGAAUGCCUGUGGAAGUGACAUUAAUGCUGUGUUGAAGCAAGAGGGUUCAUAUUUGGUCCUCCUAUUGCAUAGGCUCUUGGUGAGAAAUUUGUUCCGAUCAGAAAACCCAACAAGUUACCUGAUUGAAAAGUUGAACUUAGUUAUCAAGGAGCUCGUUAAGGAAAAAGAUGAAGAAAAAGAAAAGUUCAAUGGAAUUAUUGCGGGGUUGUUGGCUGACAAAGAAAAAGAUAAGGUGGAUAAAGAUGCGUUGCUUGAUAGGAUGUCACAAAUUGAAGCUAUGUUAACAGCUACAGUUCGAAGAUAUGCUAUAAACACUUGGUUUUGAAUGUUUAGAUGUUUAUCUUAUUAGGAUAAUUUUAGUUAGUUUAUAUUUUAGUUGGUAUUUUUUA
Molecule: messenger RNA, 1756 nt
Organism: Helianthus annuus (common sunflower)
Lineage: Eukaryota; Viridiplantae; Streptophyta; Magnoliopsida; Asterales; Asteraceae
Product: mediator of RNA polymerase II transcription subunit 33A
Exons: 7
Coding region: 454-1083 (209 amino acids)
Biological process (GO): regulation of phenylpropanoid metabolic process; glucose catabolic process
Cellular component (GO): mediator complex; cytoplasm
Molecular function (GO): phosphoglycerate mutase activity; manganese ion binding
Source: RefSeq, a predicted model, not a curated record